AUGUUCUCCAAGAUCUUCCUCCUCUCGGCGGCUGCAUUCAGCGCAACAGCCACCGCCGCAACGACAUACACAGCAUCUUUCACAGAGUACGGCUCGACGGACACCUGGGGCUCAGGAAACUGCAACGUCGCCACCACAGCAUGCGGCUUCUACACCUCACCAGGCUACUCAGCGGCCGUCUCGCAGAACGAAUUCGGCGUCGGCCCAGGCGCAGGAGCCGGCCCCGGCUGCGGCACAUGCUGGAAGUUAACCGCAGAGACCGACAGCAGCGGCAACAACCUGUCGAACGCCGGGACGAGCAUCGUAGUGCAAGUGACGAAUCUUUGCCCUGCUGACGGAAACCCUCUCUGCGCGCAAAACGGUCUUUCGGGCACCAACCAGUAUGGAGCGAACCUCAACUUCGACCUUUGCAUUGAUAGCGGUGCUUCUUCGGCGCUGUUUGGGAGCAGUGGUGUUGGGCUUGCGGUUGGGAGUGCGGUGGAGGUUGAUUGCGAGCAGUGGAGUGGGACGGUUGUGAAUUAG
Didymosphaeria variabile is the source of this 522-nucleotide messenger RNA. RefSeq lists its product as uncharacterized. The transcript is spliced from 2 exons. The coding region runs from base 1 to 522 and encodes 173 amino acids. The record is from RefSeq and is a predicted model, not a curated record. Lineage: Eukaryota; Fungi; Ascomycota; Dothideomycetes; Pleosporales; Didymosphaeriaceae.